Molecule: messenger RNA, 971 nt
Organism: Mollisia scopiformis
Lineage: Eukaryota; Fungi; Ascomycota; Leotiomycetes; Helotiales; Mollisiaceae
Exons: 1
Coding region: 11-508 (165 amino acids)
Source: RefSeq, a predicted model, not a curated record
CACCUUCAUCAUGAACCCAAUAGAACGAACAUUUGUCAAGACUCUACCAUCGCCUGCUCUAUUCAACAACUCCAUGCUACUGAUGUUCCGGCAAGUGAUUACAAUAAUCAUCACCGCCAAUUUCUGGCAGUGUAUGCUUCAGCAAUUUCCACACCGGUUGAUACCAUACUACAUAGCCGCCAUACUCUCAGCUGUUCUUGCUGUUCUUAUUGCAGUUACCAUGCUUGCUGUGCUCCUGUGGAGGGGUUUCUUCCACUCGGAUUUCUCGACGGGUUUUGAGGAUAUCACUUUACGAAGCUUCGCUUUUGAGAUUCUCAACAACGCCAAGCGUAUAGUCUGCUCAUCCGUAUUUCUGAUUGUCGGCAUGAUAUUUACUAUCCUUCCAUUCGUUCGGAUUGGGAUAUACAUGGCAUCGAUGCCUUUCCGACCCACCACCGAACCUUCCGUGAUCGACCCUGACCACCCAUUUGCAGUCAAUCGCAACAACUUUAUGCUCGCAAUGUACUAGGUUGCUAUGAGCAUACCGAUGUCGAUAUUUGGAAUGCUGUUCUAUGUAUUAGCCUCCUGUCUAGAUCGCAUAAUUACGUGGGAAUGGGAUAUUUUCUCAAUCACGGGAUUGAAGAAAGCUUGGAAGGAAAGGGGCAAGGAAAUGGCGCUUAUCGAAGAGCAGCUCAGAACUCUGCUUCCUGUUGCUUUUGAGCCUCUGUAUGUGGAUGCUUCGGUACAGACUGAGGAAGGGAGGGGUCGCGAGUAGGUAAAGGAAUAGGUUUAUCUUGAGGGAGAAAGAAUUCCUGUAGUCUUCUGGUGACGUUCUUUCACCUUGUAAUGUACGGGAGCCGAGUCCACUGAGAGCAACUGUAUCAAUAGAUGGAGAAGAGGUUCAGCUGACCAUCCAGAUCAACCUGGAAUUCAAUGUUGUUGUGUUUUUCGCCUAAGCAGUUGACUUUUUUUCAACAUUCUCAAUUAUCGCC